Molecule: messenger RNA, 1464 nt
Organism: Dothidotthia symphoricarpi CBS 119687
Lineage: Eukaryota; Fungi; Ascomycota; Dothideomycetes; Pleosporales; Dothidotthiaceae
Product: P-loop containing nucleoside triphosphate hydrolase protein
Exons: 8
Coding region: 89-1195 (368 amino acids)
Biological process (GO): cytoplasmic translation
Cellular component (GO): cytoplasm
Molecular function (GO): GTP binding; GTPase activity
Source: RefSeq, a predicted model, not a curated record
CAAUAACUCCGGCUUCAAGAUUCAGCAGCACUCGCUCACCCUAGUCCUUCUCUUUCGCGAUACGGAAAAUCGUGCCGAAAACGUCAAGAUGGUGAACAUUACAGAGAAAAUCAAGGAGAUUGAGGAUGAGAUGCGGAGGACGCAGAAGAAUAAGGCCACAGAAUACCAUCUUGGCUUACUCAAAGGCAAACUUGCCCGUCUUCGCGCCCAACUCCUCGAACCCGGCCCAGGUGCCGGCGGUGGUGGAGGAACCGGCUUCGAUGUCUCCAAGUCUGGCGACGCACGCGUAGCACUAGUUGGUUUCCCAUCUGUUGGAAAAUCCACCUUCUUGUCCAGGAUCACAAAAACCAAAUCUGAAGCAGCUGCCUAUUCUUUCACCACGCUUACAGCCAUCCCCGGUGUGCUCGAGUAUGCUGGUGCUGAGAUCCAGAUCCUCGAUUUGCCGGGUAUUAUCGAGGGUGCUGCGGAGGGUAAGGGAAGAGGACGACAAGUCAUUUCUGCAGCAAAGACGAGUGAUUUGAUCUGCAUGAUCUUGGAUGCGACGAAGAAGGCGGAGCAGAGGAGGUUGCUUGAGCAGGAGUUGGAGGCUGUAGGGAUUCGGUUGAAUCGGGAACCACCGAACAUCUACCUCAAGCCCAAAAAAGCUGGUGGUAUGAAGAUCAACUUUCAAACGCCACCCAAGUAUCUAGACGAGAAGAUGCUUUACAACAUCCUGAAAGACUACAAAAUGCUUAACUGCGAGGUCCUGAUCCGCGACGAGAAUGCUACGGUUGAUGACUUCAUUGAUGUGAUCAUGAAAGACCACCGAAAGUAUAUCAAGUGCCUCUACAUCUACAACAAAAUCGACAGCAUCGGGCUACCCCAUCUGGACGAACUCGCUCGUGAGCCACACACUGUCGUUAUGUCCUGCGAGCUUGAUCUCGGUAUCCAAGAUGUCGUGGAAAGAGUCUGGGAGGAAUUGCGCCUCAUCCGUGUCUACACGAAGAGAAAAGGCGAUGAUCCCAAGUUCGAUGAAGCCCUGAUUGUUAGGACCGGAAGCACGAUUGAAGAUGUGUGCGAUCAGGUCCAUCGAACGCUGAAAGACACGUUCAAGUAUGCGUUGGUGUGGGGUGCGAGUGCAAGACAUGUGCCGCAGAGAGUGGGGCUGGGACAUGCUGUCGCGGAUGAGGAUGUGGUAAGUAUCGUUGCGAAGUAAAACGUUGAGAUCGAAGAGGCGUCCGAGUAUGGGAGGUACGGACAGUAAACAAAAUACCAAUGAAGGGUAAAGGGUUGGAGUAGGUCGCUACCUCAAGUUUUGAGCUUGUAUGAGAAUGAUACUUGGGACAUGUCUCACAUACACCGCAAUCCCAGGCGAGAGCUCAGGAUUCCACAUUAGAUGAGACGAGCACGUUAGAUCUCUGAUUUACACGUCAACAAGCUGGCAUUCACUGUCACUGACUGAGCGUCGUUUACCCGCCAGCGCAC